Molecule: messenger RNA, 1372 nt
Organism: Agrilus planipennis (emerald ash borer)
Lineage: Eukaryota; Metazoa; Arthropoda; Insecta; Coleoptera; Buprestidae
Exons: 6
Coding region: 274-1350 (358 amino acids)
Source: RefSeq, a predicted model, not a curated record
CACUAAACUGACGUUUGGUCAAAUUCUUAGAUGUUUUCAAUCAAUUUACGUCUCCCCGCCUAAAGGUAAUCUUAUGGUUUUCCAUAAAUUCCGUGUUGUUGUCUAUUGUGUCAAUUUGCAAAACACGCAUGCUCAUAAGUUAGUAUCUAAGGAAAAGCAGGAGAGCAUUUAUAAAUAUCUUAAAUGCGCAAUUGUUAUAGUUUUUGAAUAAGAUUUUAUCAUUACUUUGAUUUUUCAUUAACACAACGGAGCAUUCCUUAUUGACUUAUUACAAUGAAUUACUCAAUUACUGACAGUGAUAACCAGCAGGUUUUUUCGAGAGAAUUUGAAAAUAUACUUCAAUAUUACAAAAAAAAACAACAAAGGCAAAAUGAAUUUAGAAACUUAGUAGAAAUGAUUGAAGAAAUAGAAUCUUCAAGAGGAAAUGAGUUGCAGUUUUAUCAGCAACAGUUAUCAAUGCUUUCAAAAAAUUCAGACGAUGAAAGCAAUGAUAUGACUUCAAAAUAUAUUAAUGAAAAAGAAAAAUGCUACCAACUGGAACAGCAAGUUUCGAUUUUGACUUCAAAAAUUGAAGAUUUAAAAGUAGUAUGUUCCAAAGAAAAAGAAAAAAUAAUAUCAAAAUAUGAAGAAGAAUUAGAAAAAUUACGGCGCGAAAAUGAAGAACGGAAGCAGGAUUAUAUCAAAAAAGAAAUCGCUUUGUAUAAUGAAUUACAAGCUACACAAGCCGUUGCUGCUGUGCAAUUUGACGAAAUGGAAAUGAAAUUAAAAAAUCUUUUAGAUGAAGCAAACCAAAAAUGGCGUGAAGCAAAUAGUUCUUGUAACACUUUGCGCAGUGAACUUAUUCGUACCAAAACCCAAAUGAAUCAGAUGAAUUUCAUUUUAAAUUCCAAGCAAAAGGAAUGCCAAGAUCUCCAAGACAAAUUAUGUGCAAUGGAAGCAAAAUUUUUUAAAAUACACGAGACUAAUAUUUCUGAUGAUAUUACGAAUUUAUUAAAAAAAGAUUGUUAUGAUCAUAGAGGUAUGCCAUGUGAAAUGAAUAUUGGCCACAAACCAUCUGAUGUUAAUAUUGAAACUUCAGUACAAAACAAGGUCAACAAUUUGACAAAAAUUGAAAAUAAAGGAACUACUACUUCAACUUACAAACCUUCAGAUUCAAUUAGACACAAAGAAACAACUUCUGAACUUGACGAUUUUAAAGUGAAUAAUCAGAAAGAAGUAACAAAUUUUAAGAGAAAAAUAAAACUUCCAUCACUAAUUCAAGUGUCUAACGCUACUGAAACUAAAUUUAUUAAAAAGAAACGUAAACUAUACAACAUUAAUGAUAUUGGAAAUUUGAACGAAAUUCAGUAAUACAGAAGAGUGUGUUAAACCA